Molecule: messenger RNA, 1740 nt
Organism: Alternaria postmessia
Lineage: Eukaryota; Fungi; Ascomycota; Dothideomycetes; Pleosporales; Pleosporaceae
Exons: 2
Coding region: 1-1740 (579 amino acids)
Source: RefSeq, a predicted model, not a curated record
AUGGCAGUAACCGCCAACGCAGCCUCGCUGACUGACCUCUGCACCGUAUCAAACGUACAGGCCUCUCUCCCUUCCAACGGCACUCUACUGGGUAUCGAUUUACUCCCAAGCACUGUAACCGCCAGUGCCGUCUACAAUGCUACUCUUGGAGGUGGCGGUAUGGCGUCAACAGCUACCGAUGGUACUACCUACAACUACUGUAACGUCACUGUUAGCUAUGUCCAUACUGGAAAGGAAGAUGUCAUUCCUCUCAUCUUUGCCUUUCCCGAACCUUCUACCUUCGCCAAUCGUUUCUAUCUCUCUGGUGGCGGAGGCUACGCACUCUCCAGCGAUGCGACAGGAGGUUUGCCAUACGGCGCUGCUUCUGGAGCCACUUCGGCCGGCUACGAUGCUUUCAACCAGAACUUCGAUGCAGCAGUGUUAUACGGCAAUGGAACGAUCAACUGGGACGCCACCUAUGCCUUCGCCUACACCGCCCUCGGAGAGUUGACGAAGAUUGGAAAACCGGUCACACAGGCCUUCUACGGGUUGAACGACACCAAGGUCUUCACUUAUUUCGAGGGAUGCUCUGACGGUGGCCGCGAGGCUAUGAGCCAGGUUCAGCGCUGGGGUGAGGAGUACGAUGGCGUUGUGGCUGGUGCACCCGCCUUCCGCUACGCACAGCAGCAGGUUCUACAUGUCUACCCUGCUACAAUCAACGUUGUCAACGACUACUUCCCACCGCCAUGCGCGUUGGACAAAAUUGUCAACGCUACGAUUGCAGCUUGCGAUCCUCUCGACGGACGUGUCAUCUCCCGCACCGACCUUUGCAAACUCAACUUCAAUUUCAGCUCUCUGAUCGGCGAAAGCUACUACUGUGCUGCCCAGACCAGUACUUCCCUUGGCUUUGGGUUCAGCAAGCGUGGCCUCAGCAAGCGUCAGAUGCCAGGAAGCCAGACCAGUGCUCAACCCGAACAGAACGGCACCAUCAACGCCAAUGAUAUUGCAUUGGCGCAAGGUGUCUACGAUGGCCUUCAUAACUCCAAGGGCGAGCGUGCAUACCUCUCUUGGCAGAUUGGCUCGGAGCUUAGCGACGCCGAGCCAACGUACAACAAUGCGACCGGCGAGUGGGAGCUCAACAUCCCUUCCACUGGUGGCGAGUACGUGACCAAGUUCGUCCAGCUGCUCGACUUGGACAACCUUGCCAACCUCGACAACAUCACCUACGAUGAUCUCGUAGGAUGGAUGAACAUCGGCAUGGUCCGCUACCUCGACAGCCUGCAAACCACUCUCCCCGACCUCACGCCUUUCCAGUCUUCAGGCGCGAAGAUGAUCCACUACCACGGUGAAUCUGACCCUUCUAUCCCUGCUGCAUCCUCGGUCCACUACUGGCAGUCCGUUCGCUCGAUCAUGUACCCUAACAUGACCGAUGCUGAGGCUCAAGAAGCCAUGGCCGACUGGUACCAAUUCUACCUCAUUCCCGGCGCGGCGCACUGCAAUGCCAACGCUCUUCAGCCUGGCCUUUACCCGCAAGACAACAUGGCUACUAUCAUCGACUGGGUUGAGAACGGAGUGAAGCCUAGCCGCCUCAACGCCACCGUAGCGUCGGGCACCAACGCUGGCGAGGUGCAGCAGCUUUGCCAGUGGCCUGCGCGACCGCUUUGGUCUGGAAACAGCUCUGACUUUGACUGCGUUGAGGAUAAGGCAUCCAUUGAGAGCUGGACCUACACUUUCGAUGCUUUCAAGGUCCCAGUUUACUAA